UUUCAUGAUAUCUUCCUAUUUGGCCGAUUUUAAAUCAACUCCUGAUUUAUUUUAACCCCCUCAUAACUACGGAUCCAACUAAAAUCAAUACUUGCCCCGUCUGAGUGUCCUUUUAAUUUUUUUAUUAUAUUGAUUAAUAUAAAAUCUUCUAUCAAUUAUCCAAAUAUAUUAUUCAUUUCCUUUUUUUAUUCUUUUUUAAUUUCUUAUUUUUAAUUAAGAUAUCAGAGGCUCAAACUUGAAAUGAACGUAUAUGUUCAUAUACAUUUAGUUUGUAUCAUUAUCAUGAUGGGGUGGGGAUGGGGAUAUGAGAAAAAUUUAAUUUCAUUCUUUUAUUUUGAAUAUUGGGUGCACACAAAAGAAAAAUGCAAUAUACGUACAUAGCUGCAUAAUUAAAUCAUCUUCCAUUGAACUAAUUAUUUCUAUAUGAAUGUUGCCUCUAUUUUCCUCCUUUUUUUUCUCCCUUGUUUUGUCAUAAGUUAAAAAAAAAUUAAAAUGGUGGACAAGAUCCAAAAAAAAAUUGGCGUAGAGAGUAGAGGACUAACCUCUUUAUAUAUUUAAUUUACUAUGGAAUUCAAAAUUAGGUCAAUCAUAUGAGCUCAUAUAUUAAGUAAUUUUAAAUUAUUUUAACGACAAAGGGCUUAAAAUGUCUUUAAACUAUGAGAUAUAGUACAAUAUUAUCCUUCAUCCACCUUAUGAGUGUGGACCGUUAAAAAUAAAGGUAUUUUUGAGCCAAAAGAUUGACGUCAAGGGUAUUUUGAGGCCGAAAAGUGGAUGAAGGGUAAUUUUAUACCAAUUCAAAUAGUUGAGGGGCAUUUUAGGCCCUUCUCCGUUUACAUUAUUGUGAACAAACAACUAGUUAAGUACAUUGACAGUGUGAAAAUCCUUUACACGGUAUGUUAAGUACAUUAAUAAGUUAAAUUCGGUGAACUAUUGGUCAUUUUAAAUUAGGAUUCAAUUUCAACAUUUAACAGUGUCUUCAUGUGUAUGGAAUCAAACGAAAAAUCUUGUUUGAAGGCAAACUUGGACAAAACUUUGUAAGCAGACUUUCGUCCAUAUGACCUCAUAAUCAAAAGUAUAAUUGGUUAUGAAGCAAAGCAUAUGUGUGCUUUUCUCUCAUGUUUAGCAUAUGCUUUUGUACUUGACUUUAAAUUAGUAUUUAACUUGAUCAAUCAAGUUUUCCCCAACAAUCACCAAAAAUGGAUACAAAAAUGAAAUCCAAGGCAGCAAAAGUUGCAGAUGAAUUCGCCAGACAGUCUCCGAAAAAUCCAGUUGGCCUUUCCUUCCAGCCUACCGAAACAGACACUAUGUUUAUCUUCACUGCUCAUUUGAAAGGUUGUACGCAAGGAAACGUAAAGGUUGAUCCUAAUGAGGACGGGACUAAACUGGAGGUAAAAUGUAAGAAGUCGGUCCAACAAACUGUAACGGUCGGGAAUAACGUGAUCAAGAAAGAUGUAGUAAAUAUAAACUUUACAGAUUCUUUGAAGAUUCCAGAUGGGGUAAUCGUGGAUCGAAUUGAAAACAACUUCAAUGAGGAAACCUCCAUUCUGACUAUUAAAAUGCCAAAGAGAAUAAAGGAGCCAGAGCUUGCUACACAGACCAGCUCGGAAAAUUUGCCUUCUACAGCUACAAGAGCAACAUUUCAAGAAGAUAAAGGAGCAGCUGAUUCAGAAUCUGCAUAUCCAAAAGGACAAGUCGAAAUACAUGGUGCUAAAGAUGAAGUUCCCGGAAAGGAAACCAAAAUAGCUAAUGAUAAACUUGAAUGUACAAAUUUGAAAGAUGAGCAAAAAGAUGAUAAAGUUUGUGAAAAAGAAAAUGGAAUUCAAAAAGAGGAGGACAAAGUGCCUAAGAGGAGCAAGAUAUGUGUUCCUGUAAUUGUUGGCUCAACUAUAUUUUUAUCUCUAGUUGUCUUUGUGAUUCAUUUCAUGAGAAAAAAGAAACAACCUGGAAAAAGAAAAGAAUAGGACAAAGAAUAAAAUUUGUUGUAUAUACAGAUGUAGUAACUUUCAACAACUCUUUAUGUUCCAUUUUAUAAUAAGAAUAACAUUUGUUGUAUAUACACAUGUACUAACUGUCAAGAACUCUUUAUGUUCUUUUUUAUAAUAUUCA
Solanum dulcamara is the source of this 2106-nucleotide messenger RNA. RefSeq lists its product as uncharacterized. The coding region runs from base 1197 to 1961 and encodes 254 amino acids. The record is from RefSeq and is a predicted model, not a curated record. The transcript has 2 exons. Lineage: Eukaryota; Viridiplantae; Streptophyta; Magnoliopsida; Solanales; Solanaceae.